Messenger RNA from Frankliniella occidentalis (western flower thrips), 769 nucleotides. RefSeq lists its product as uncharacterized. Bases 380 to 703 code for a protein of 107 amino acids. The transcript is spliced from 2 exons. The record is from RefSeq and is a predicted model, not a curated record. Lineage: Eukaryota; Metazoa; Arthropoda; Insecta; Thysanoptera; Thripidae.
GCAAGCUUGCAUGACCUGGUAGGUCGGCAACAUCUUGUCUGCAGUGCAUGCUUGUACUGCGGGGUGGCCUAACCCGAGUCUCUCAGGCGCCAAGCUACCGUAAUUUAAUUACUUCUGAGAAAAAUGGACGUACUUUCUAGACGAUCCCUUACCCCAGAUUAACCUAGAUGGAUAACCCGAAUCACCAUUUGAUCGUUUUCCCCUCGGUCGCUGCUUUAUUUUGCUUCUAAAUUAUUAACCACUACUACUUUUGCUACGUCAUUAAAAUAUGAAAUUGCUUUGUUGAGCAUGCCACGCGCUUUGAUGAGGCAAGGCUUAGGUAUUUGAAAAUGAAAACGUUUCUGUGGGUGUGUGAUACCCUUAUCGGAUGUAAUUCCAGAUGGUUAGCAGUGAUGACUUUGCGAUGGACCCGUUCUUCCUGGGAGUGGCUCUGCCUAUUCUCAUGGUGUUCAUUCCGCUGUUUGAAGCCGGCGAUCAUUUUGCCUCAUCACGAAGUGCCGUGGCCGACCAAGCAGCCCACGGGCCUUGGCUUGAGGAGGCACUGGACGAGCGCCGUCUUCGGAUUGGUGCGAUGCACAGCGCGCGCGCAUUGGGAUUGCUUCCUCGGUGUCACGGCUUUGGUAGAGUGGACAGGAGCGCCUGCCUGACAGCUUUAAAAUCAUGGUUCAGUAUUCUACAGAUGCUUUUGAACCUUCGUUCUUAAUGCCUUCUACAUUGUUGGAUCAGCACGAUGUGUGAGAGCAUCGUCACCAAGAAGAUACAUGUUUUG